Molecule: messenger RNA, 669 nt
Organism: Fusarium poae
Lineage: Eukaryota; Fungi; Ascomycota; Sordariomycetes; Hypocreales; Nectriaceae
Exons: 1
Coding region: 1-669 (222 amino acids)
Source: RefSeq, a predicted model, not a curated record
AUGUACUGGCAACUAACAAUCAAGGUGGACUUUGAAGAUUUUGACCUGAACAUAAUGACCCAAAUCAUCUUGAACGAGGUUGCCGACUCCGCAAGAACUCUUACCGAUCUGGUGAUCGAUUUUGAUCCUUCGAAAUACAACGAGGAGGAACUUAGUGAGCUGACCAGACUAGGUGAAAAGCUCGAAGGAAUUGGCGUCACGCUACUGUCUAAAGCAGAGUCGAAAUAUGCCUGGCAGGCUAGCGCAGGGCUCCGGUUUAAAGUCGCAACUGCUACUUCGAAAGUGAUUGCCAAGAAAGAAGUCCUACUGCCGGUGAGCUUCCGUCGAAGUAUUAAGGCCAUAUUCAUUGGGCCUGAAAGCUUGCUUCAGUCUCAAGGUCUUUGGCAAAAACGACACAAGAACUUUGAGAAAAGGUGCCAAAGACUUCGAAAACUAAGCUCAAAUGCGAUAAUUACUUGGGCACUUGCCUUCUCUCCUAACUCCUGGCUAGUGCAUAAUAUGCGCAAUGAUAUCUUUUCAUGCCUUAUCACUUUCGCUGAAAGCAGACCACCUAUGAUGUGGCCAUCAAAGGUGCACGAAGUACUUGAGGCUUUGCAAAAGGAUCCCGACCUUUCCCAGAACUUUCAUUAUAUCAGAUUUGUCUCUGGUAAGUUCCACGAAGAAAGUUAG